Molecule: messenger RNA, 342 nt
Organism: Lentinula edodes (shiitake mushroom)
Lineage: Eukaryota; Fungi; Basidiomycota; Agaricomycetes; Agaricales; Omphalotaceae
Exons: 4
Coding region: 1-342 (113 amino acids)
Source: RefSeq, a predicted model, not a curated record
AUGUCCAACUCCCCCCGUCCCAAAUUCUUCGUCUACGCUCCAGACCAUACCGAAGAAGGCACUUUCGCAAAGCGGUUAUCCAUUCGGAAUGAACAUCUCGCUCGCAUGAAGACGAUCCUCGCAGCAGGGACCAUUCGUGUCGGUGGUGUACUUCUCUCCCCUGAAUCGCUGUCUGCGCCUCCAGAAGGCCAGAAGAUGAUCGGCUCCACUUUCAUAUGCGAAGCGGAAUCUCUGGACGAAGUGAAGAAAAUGGUUGAAGAAGAUAUCUACUACAAAGAGGGUGUGUGGGACAAGGAAAAGAUCGUUGUACUCCCAAUGAUGGCUGCUACCCCCAUUCCUUGA